Messenger RNA from Toxorhynchites rutilus septentrionalis, 1963 nucleotides. RefSeq names its product proliferation-associated protein 2G4. The transcript is spliced from 6 exons. The record is from RefSeq and is a predicted model, not a curated record. Bases 296 to 1660 code for a protein of 454 amino acids. NCBI's taxonomy places the organism in Eukaryota, Metazoa, Arthropoda, Insecta, Diptera, Culicidae.
AGCCAUCGAGUGGAUCCCCGUUGUCAUACACGCGCACUGCCUAUGCGAGCUCGCAUUCUCGCGAUUUCAUUCGUUGCGUAGCAGACUCUUCAUCCGCGAAAAAUCCGCCGCGUCAAAGCUUGAACUCUCAUUCCGUAUUCCGAAUCGUAAUCUACACCUUUCUUUCUUCUGUUUAGUGUCCUUUUUCGUCGGGUUCCGGUGCACGUAAUCGGACUACGGUAACCGUCGAUUAAAGGUUCAGAUUUGUGCGAUCAGGGAAAAAAUACUGCAACAUCUGUAAAUCCACAGCCACAAAAUGGUCAACAACGACAAGCAGCUCGUGAAAGAGGACGAAAACACCAUCGCCGAUAAUACGGUUGUGCAAAAAUACAAAACAGCUGGCGCAAUUGUCAACAAAAUACUUCAAAGCAUCAUCCAGUCAUGCAAGGUUGGAGCUUCUGCGAAGGCCAUUUGCCAAAAGGGCGAUACCAUGAUGCUAUCGGAAACAGCGAAGAAAUACAAGAAUGAACCAACAAUGAGCAAAGGAAUUGCCUUCCCAACCUGUAUCUCGGUUAAUAACUGCAUCUGCCAUUUCUCGCCCUCGAAAAACGAUCCGGACUAUACGCUUAAAGCUGGAGACGUAGUUAAAAUUGAUCUCGGGGCGCACAUCGACGGUUUCAUAGCGGUGGCGGCGCACACCAUCGUGGUUGGCGCCAAGCCGGACAAUAAGUGCAAGGGACGUGCGGCGGACGUUGUGUUGGCUGCCUAUCACGCUAGCCAGGCCGCUCUCCGGCUGAUGAAGGAUGGCACCAGUAACUAUGCGGUUACGGAAGCUGUGCAGAAAAUUGCCGCCGAGUUCAAGUGCAAACCGAUCGAGGGUAUGCUCAGCCAUCAGCUGAAGCAGUUUAAAAUUGACGGCGAAAAGACUAUCAUCCAGAACCCAACGAUCGCUCAGAAGAAGGAGCAUGAGAAGUGCCAGUUCGAGAAGUACGAGGUGUACGCGAUGGAUGUACUGAUCAGCACGGGGGAGGGUCUCGGAAAGGAAAUCGAUACGAAGGUUUCCAUUUACAAGAAAACGGAGGAAAAUUAUCUGCUGAAACUGAAGGCUUCACGUGCGUUUUACGCUGAGGUGAAAAAGAAGUACGGAACGAUGCCGUUUAAUUUGCGCAACUUCGAAGAGGAAGCCAAGGCGAAGAUGGGAGUGCAUGAGUGCGUGACCCACAAGCUGGUUGAACCGUUCCAAGUAUUAUACGAGAAGCAUAAUGAAAUCGUUGCUCAGUUCAAAAACACUGUACUGAUCCUGCCCAACGGACUGCACGUGGUUACCGGCUAUCCUUUCGAUCUAUCCUGCAUCGAGAGUGAACACAGCAUCCAGGAUGAGGAGAUGAAAAAGUUACUCGAGACCGAACUGGAUUUGAUCGAUGCGAAGAAAUCGGUCCUGGCUAGCAUUGUGAAAGCUGCAAAAACUGACUCCGCCAAUGCAGCAAAACCUACUCCUAAGGCCGCCGCCCCUGCGACUUCGGCUCCAGCCGAAGGAGCUGCACCGGUGGCAUCAAAGGACAAGAAGAAAAAGAAGAAGAAGAAGGCUGCUGGUGCUGGAGCUGAUGCUGCUGAGAAGGCCGAUGCACCCGCAGUGGAGUCAGCGAAACCCAGUAAAGAAACUCCCCCCGCUAAAGCAUAAUAACGUCUCCUUUCUUCCGAAUGGUGAAAACGGUUCUGUUUCUCUAUAUACAACAUUUUUGUCCUUCCACCCGACGAUUCACACCCACCCGUAUGGAACCUGAUUAACAGUAGCAGUUGAAAUGGAAUAGUUUUCAUCUCUCUCUAUUUCUCUAUGAAGUUUGCUUGUUGGCAAUGUUGCGAAACCAAUCGUGCAGCGGAGAAUGAAAGGUCGUUCCAUUAGUACUCGUAUCGACAGGAAGAAACAAUUUCAAAAGCAUGUUACAUUUGACAAAAAAGUGUAAUAAAGAUAGUUUUUCCUACA